AUUGGUACUUUUUACUUUUAGUUAAGUAAUUUUCAAGCAGAAAAUUUGUACUUUUACUUAAGUACAAUAUUUUUGUACUUUUUCCACCUCUGACAAUGAGUUUAAGAAGGUUCCUGGUCCAAAUGGAACCUCAUAAAGGUUCACAACAGCAGCUGAUGUUCUUCCAGGUGAACCGGAUGAUGGACUGGAUGUUAAAGGUGAACUUCUAUCGGUGGGUUCCACCUGCCGUCCACUACGACUUCCAUCAUUGAUAAAGUAACAACCAGGAACUAAUCUUCUCCCCGCAGGUCCAGAUCUGUCGGUACAACCAAACAACUUAACAACCGUGUUUGUGAACGUUGGUCUGAACGGUGUUUUUGGAAACAGCUGAAUCUCUGCACCGUGAUGGUUCUAUGUAGGUACCAACGUCCUUCCCUCCAUCAUUCCAGCUGUGGAUUCAGGAAACACUCGUAUCGUUCCUGCGUGGGUCCAACUAUGUUAGUGGUGAACAUCGUCAUCAACGGUGGUUUUGGGAAACGCACCCCUGAUCUCAGACUCACCUUCAUGACUGGAUCCAGAAUAAACUCUGAUGUUCUUGUGUAGAAAACUGAACAUGAGCAGAUUCAGAGGUCGGUGUUUCUGGUUCAUGUCUCUGAAUGACUGAAGUCCAGAAGAUGGAGGAUUGUGUGGAGAAAGAGGAGGAGAGACCAGAGUCUCCAGGAUCCAUCAGUGUCUCUAUGAAGAGUGACCGGUCCAAACCUGAACCUCCAGACUUCAGUAAAGAACCUGGACCUUCAGACACAAAAGGUCGGUACUGCAGUCAGAGACCAGAGUCUCCAGGAUCCAUCUGUCUGUCCCUGAAGAGUGACCGGUCCAUGAACCCCCCUUUAGAGUUCAGUAAAGAACCUGGACCUUCAGACACAAAAGGUCGGUACUGCAGUCAGAGACCAGAGUCUCCAGGAUCCAUCUGUCUGUCCCUGAAGAGUGACCGGUCCAUGAACCCCCCUUUAGAGUUCAGUAAAGAACCUGGACCUUCAGACACACGAAGAGGAGUGAAUUCUGCAGCCUCCAGGUGUCGGUCUACGAAGAGUGACGUCUCCAAAGAUCUACCUGACGACUUCAACAAUGAUCCUGCUCUGAUGAAACGGAGCUCAGACCAGUCGACUUCAUCGGAAUAUCUGGGAUAUGGAAAAAGAUCCAGAGCAAGAUCUCCACAAGCAGAUGCUGGUCUGCAGCAGGUCCUAGAUGAACAUAAGACCAGUCUGAGGAGCAGAUGUGAACAUGUGACUGAAGGAACUGAUGAACCAGGAAGUAGAACCCCCCUCAACAGGAUCUACACGGAGCUCUUCAUCACAGAGGGACUGAGUGAAGAGGUUGAUACCCAACAUGAGGUGAUGCAGCUGGAGACAGCUCCCAGGAUGAAGAGCCUCCAUGACACUCCAAUCAGGUGCCAGGACAUCUUUAAAGCCUUACCUGACCAACGUGGAGCCAUCAGAGUGGUUCUGACCAACGGCGUCGCUGGCGCUGGGAAAACCUUCUCGGUUCAGAAGUUCUCUCUGGACUGGGCCGAGGGCUCGGAGAACCAAGACGUCACCGUGGUGAUUCUGCUCUCGUUCAGGGAGCUGCACCUGAUCAGAGAUGAGCAGCUCAGUCUUCUCAGGCUGAUCCAGGUUUUCCAUCCAUCGUUCCAGAAGCUCACAGCAGAGCAGCUGGCUGCCGGGAAACCGUUGUUCAUCUUUGACGGCCUGGAUGAAAGCAGACGUUCCCUGGACUUCAACAACGGUCCGGUGGUGUCUGACGUCACACAGAGCUCAUGGGUCAACGUGCUGCUGACCAACCUCAUCCAGGGGAACCUGCUUCCCUCAGCUCUCAUCUGGAUCACUUCCAGACCUGCAGCAGCCAAUCAGAUCCCUCACAAACACGUGGACAGGGUGACAGAAGUACGAGGCUUCACCGACGGCCAGAAGGAGGAAUACUUCAGGAGGAGGUUCAGGGAUGAAGAGCGGUCCAGCAGCAUCGUCUCCCACAUGAAGACAUCCAGAACCCUCCACAUCAUGUGUCAACUCCCGGUCUUCUGCUGGAUCACUGCUACAGUUCUGGACCACAUGUUGACCACAGAGCAGAGAGGAGAGCUGCCCAAGACCCUGACUGACAUGUUCUCCCACUUCCUGCUGGUCCAGACCAAGAGGAAGAAGAACAAGUACCAGGAGGGACGUGAGACGAGUCCACAGGAGCUGACGGAGGCUGACAGGGACCUUCUCCUGAAGCUGGGGAGGCUGGCGUUUGAACAUCUGGAGAAAGGAAACAUCAUGUUCUACCAAGAAGACCUGGAGCAGUGUGGGCUUGAUGUCCCAGAGGCCUCGGUGUACUCAGGAGUUUGUACCCAGAUCUUCAGGAGAGAGUGUGAGGUCUUCCAGAAACCCGUCUACUGCUUUGUUCAUCUGAGCAUCCAGGAGUUCCUGGCUGCAGUCUACGUGCUCCACUGUUGGUCCACCAGGAACACAGAUGUGCUGGAGAACUUCCUGGGAGAUGACUACACAUACUCAUCUCUGGAUGACUUACUGGAGAGAGUCAUGUGGAAAUCCCUGGAGAGUAAAAAUGGCAACCUGGACCUGUUUGUCCGCUUCCUUCAUGGUCUUUGUGUGGAGUCCAACCAGAGACUGUUAGGAGUUCUGCUGAACCAGACGGAGAACGAUCCAGAAACCAUCCAGAGAGUCAUCAACAACCUGAAGGAGAUGAACACUAAAGAAAUCUCUCCUGACAGAAGCAUCAACAUCUUCCAGUGUCUGGUGGAGAUGAACGACCUCUCAGUUCAUCAGCAGAUCCAAGAGUUCCUGAAGUCAGAGAACAGAUCCGAGCAGGAACUCUCUGAGAUCCAGUGUUCAGCUCUGGCCUACAUGCUGCAGAUGUCGGAGGAGGUUCUGGAUGAGUUGGACCUGAAAAAAUAUAACACAACAGACGGGGGUCGAUGGAGACUGAUUCCAGCUGUGAGGAACUGCAGAAAGGCUCGAUUUGUUAAUUGUGGACUCUCAGAGACUCACUAUGAAGUUGUUGCGUCCGCUCUGAAGUCCAACCCCUCCCAUCCUACACAGCUGGACCUGAGUUACAACAUCCUGAAGGAUCCAGGAGUGAAGGUUCUGUCUGGUGGACUGGAGAGUCCAAACUGUAGACUGGAGACUCUGAGGUUGGAGUGCUGCGAUCUGUCAGAGAUCAGCUGUUCUUCUCUGGUCUCAGCUCUGAAGUCCAACCCCUCCCAUCUGAAACAUCUGGACCUGAGUAGGAACAAGAAGCUGCAGGAUUCAGGAGUGAAACAUCUGUGUGGAUUUCUGGAGAGUCCAGACUGCAGACUGGAGACUCUGAGGUUGAAGGACUGCGGUUUGUCAAAGAUCAGCUGUUCUUCUCUGGUCUCAGCUCUGAAGUCCAACCCCUCCCAUCUGAAACAUUUGUACCUGAGCUGGAAUGACCUGCAGGAUUCAGAUGUGGAGCAGCUGUCUGGUCUGGUGCAGAGUCCAGACUACCAGCUGCAGAUUCUCAGAUGGAAAUAUGAGAGUUAACGGGACGGUGUUUGUGCUGAGAGGAUGAGACGUGUCCUGGAUCGUCCUCAGAGUUGAAGCAGAACCAGUCUGUGUGGACAGACUCUGACUGGACUGUGAUGAUGAUGAUGAUGAUGAUGAAGAUGAAGAUGAAGAUGAAGAUGAACAUAGUUUCUGAAUUCCAGCGUUCUACAAACUUCUCAAAUAUUCAUGUAUUUCAUGUUAAGUCAAAACGUCUUUAUUGUUAUAAUAUUAUUGCUAAAAAACAGUACAUCAAAAGGUAGCCUUUAAUUUGAACUUGAGUUUCGUUCGACAUUGUUCCUCAAGCUCUUUGUCUAAAGUCUGGAUGAGUUCUAGUUCAGAGGUUCCAACUACUAAUGUAGUGAUGGAUAAAUGUCUGCGCUGCCGCGGCGGAGCUGCUCAUUAAAGCAGCCGUCUCCCCCACCGAGUCACAUGACUCCCCGGUGUUUUCUUUUUAUUGAUUGAUUGAUUGAUUGAUUGAUUGAUUGAUUGAUUGAUUGAUUGAUUGAUUGAUUGAUUGAUUGAUUGAUUGAUUGAUUGAUUGAUUGGACAAUCUUUAAAAAAACAUACACGAAUAACUGCAUUGCAGUCUCACAUACAUUAAUGAUAAAAAUUGUCGAGGAUUAAAACACAAUAAAGCCAACAGGCUUAUUUCCAUUGCGGUCCUCGAUGUUUAUAAAAGCUGACGGAAAAUGCAGGUGUCGACAAGUUUGAUGUUAGUUUACUAUUGGCUCCUCAUAAGAAAACCAGACAAAACACAACUAAAAACACAGAAACAUUUAACACAGAUCAAACCACAGAAGAUAAAACACAAAUGUCAAGUGGUUUAAUUUCAGGUGAAAGUUAUUUGAGAUCAGUUUGAGGGGAAGUGGG
Molecule: messenger RNA, 4406 nt
Organism: Cololabis saira (Pacific saury)
Lineage: Eukaryota; Metazoa; Chordata; Actinopteri; Beloniformes; Belonidae
Product: protein NLRC3-like
Exons: 11
Coding region: 636-3533 (965 amino acids)
Molecular function (GO): protein binding
Source: RefSeq, a predicted model, not a curated record